GUUGGAGACAAUUCCAAUCUUCAUUGCCCUGUUUUUGCUUCUUUUCCAAGUCGUGCAUUGUUUGCUUGGUCAGAAAGUCAAAGCUUUUAACAGGACAAGGUCUUUGUUUUCUGUUCCUCUUAUAUUCCCUCUCUCUCUCUUUUCCUUCAUUAAAAGAUUUCAUUUCUUUCUCUCUCAACUUCUAAAAAUCAUAACCCCUUAUUUCAGUUAAUUGAGUUCAGUUUGAUUCUUACUCUGUUUAGUGUUUAUGUUAUUGAAUUUGAGGCUAUUAAACUCUUCAUUUGAUUUGACUUUAGUCAACCCUUUCUAGCUCUGUUAUAGUUUUUUUGAUCAACUCUGGAUUUUGAUCUUUUUUUUUUAAUCAAUGGAUGGGUCACAAGGUAGUUCUACUGCACCAGCACCAUUUCUAACUAAAACAUAUGAAUUGGUUGAAGAACCAAUGACAGACAACAUUGUAUCUUGGAGUCAAAAUGGUUGCAGUUUUGUUGUAUGGAAUCCAACUGAGUUUUCUAAAGAUUUGCUUCCUAUGUAUUUCAAGCACAAUAACUUUUCCAGCUUUGUCAGACAACUUAACACUUAUGGGUUUAGGAAGAUUGAUCCUGAUCAAUGGGAGUUUGCAAAUGAAGAAUUUAUUAGAGGACAAAGACAUCUUUUGAAGAACAUUCAUAGGCGAAAACCGAUUCAUAGUCAUUCGAUACACAAUCAAGUGAAUUCUGUUCCUUUAACCGAUACAGAAAGAUAUGAGUAUGAGAAAGAAAUCAAAAGACUAAAAAAUGAGAAGAAUUCUCUUCAGUUGACACUACAGAUGCAUGAAAGAGAAAAACAAGAGUUUGAGCUUCAAAAACAGUCUCUAAAUAACCGAUUUCAAACCAUGGAACAGAGGCAAAUGCAGCUGAUGUCCUCCUUAGCUGAGCUAAUGCAGAAACCAUCAUUUGCUUCUAUACUUAUGCAACAUUCAGAUAAUCACAACAAGAAGAGAAGGUUGUUGAAUUCUUCUAGUAACCAUUCAGAUGAAUCCAAUAUAGACGAAAACUCGAAUUGGAAUCAAGAAGACACAAAGCUGAACCACAUUGAGAAGCUUGAAGGGUCUAUAGAGUUUUGGGAGAGUUUUCUAUACAGAAUUGGUGAAGAGUUCAACAGUGUUGCUGGUGUGUUCUCACAAGCCUCUCCUAUGAUUGACACAGAAAUAGUACAACAUGUUGAGCUCAACUUCUGCAGAUCAUGUUCACCUUUGUCACAUCCAUCUUCACCGAACUCAUUCGAUAAUAAUAAUAAUGUUCAUUCAUCUCCCGAGGCGCCUGGCUCGCCCAUUAAUCAUCUUGACAUUGCCAAUAUAUUCUCAAUAUGUCUUGAUGCUGUUGACACCACACCGAAAUCUUCAAAGCUCGAUAUGAACUCGAGCCCCGCUUGUGGUGCUGAAGUUGAGGGCUCUAAGGAAGAAGAAGAUGUUGGUGUAACUGAGGUUUCGCCUGCUAAGGUUAAUGAUUUCUUCUGGGAACAAUGCUUGACUGAGACCCCCCCUGCCUCUUCUGAUUUACAUGAAAUCCAACCGGAGAGAGUUCAAAUCGAUGAGAGCUCGAAUGGAAGCAAGGCUGCAACUCACAAGACAAAUUGGUGGAACAUGAAUAGUAACAACAACACAACACAAAGAGGGCAUCUCACUUCAGCUAACUAAUUUUCAGUUAAAUGCCAUUUCAUAUUUGAUAGUGUUCUCAUGAUGAUGAUGAUGAUGGUUGGUUGUAUGAUAAUUGUUAGUGUUAUAGUGAUGAGACUAUGUUAAGAAGGCAUUAGAUAGGUUUUUAGACAUUACAUUUUUGUAGCAAAAAGACUUUGGACAUAUUCAUUUGAUUUUAUGUAAAGUAUUAUUGUGGAUUCUGAUGUUAGAUUGUAAAUAUUACUUUUUUUUUCUUUA
This is a messenger RNA of Cannabis sativa, 1912 nucleotides long. RefSeq names its product heat stress transcription factor A-4c. Gene Ontology annotation, cellular component: nucleus. The coding region runs from base 365 to 1675 and encodes 436 amino acids. Gene Ontology annotation, biological process: regulation of transcription by RNA polymerase II. Gene Ontology annotation, molecular function: DNA-binding transcription factor activity; RNA polymerase II cis-regulatory region sequence-specific DNA binding. The transcript is spliced from 2 exons. NCBI's taxonomy places the organism in Eukaryota, Viridiplantae, Streptophyta, Magnoliopsida, Rosales, Cannabaceae. The record is from RefSeq and is a predicted model, not a curated record.